UGUAUGGAUUGGGGUUAAUUACCCUUGUGAAAGCUUGCACUAAUCCUUUGUAAUGUUGCUUUUACGAAUGAAUUUAGUUUUUUUUUUUUUUUAAAAAAAAAGAAAAAAAGAAAGAAAGAAAUUGGCUCUUUCAGCGGUUGCGUUGGGCAUUGUCACUCACUGUGUCUGGUCUCCAUCAUUCUCCAAUGGCGAGAAAGCGAAAAUCUAUCCCCAAGGAAGCUCCUUCUUCUGUAGAGACCAAACCCCUUCUAAACCCCAUGGCCACCAAAGACCCUCAGUUGGACUGGCAACAAUCAUCAUCUUCCUCCUCUUCAGAAGAAGAACAAGUUGAGAAGCAGCAAGUCCAAGCAACGGACUCUUCCUCCGACGAUGGUGAUGAAGAAGAUUCAGAAUCAGAUGAAGCUUCUAAGCGAGACGCCCUGAAGAAUCUUCUUGAACCAUUCAGCAAAGACCAACUCAUCAACAUCCUUAAAGAAGUCGCCGUAUCAAACUCCUCAAUCGUCUCCGGUAUCGUCAAGUCCGUCGAGUCCGACCCUAUUCACCGUAAGAUUUUUGUCCACGGCCUCACAUGGGACACCACCACCGAAACCCUACUCUCCGCCUUCAAGCAAUACGGCGCCGUCGAGGAUUGCAACGUCGUCACCGACAAGGUCACCGGAAGAUCGAAGGGAUACGGCUUCCUCCUCUUCAAGACACGCGCCGGAGCACGUAAAGCCCUAAAGCAGCCUCAGAAAAAGAUCGGCAACCGAAUUGCUUCGUGCCAGCUCGCCAUCGCGGGAACCCUGCAAGGUCAGUCCACUCCUGCUGCCGCCUCGGCGUCGGCUUCGUCAUCAGAGAGCCGUAGAAUCUACGUGUCGAAUGUUGGGCCACACAUUAGCCCCGAGAGGCUCAGGGCAUUUUUUGAAGCAUAUGGGGAGAUUGAGGAUGGUCCAUGGGGGAUUGACAAGGCCACCGGGAAGUUUAAAGGGUUUGCUAUGUUUGUUUACAGGAGCUUGGAGGGUAUGAAGAAAGCCUUAGAAGAACCGCUUAAGGUUUUUGAAGGGUUUAAGUUGAGGUGUUCUGUGGCAACGGAAGGCCGUGCCACCAAGAACUUAGCUCCUGCAAUGCCGGUUUCAGGGGCAGGUGAGACAUUGGCUCCUAAUAAUGUUGCUAUGCCAGCUUUGAAAGUUGGGUUGGUUCCCCAAAAUAUGAAUCCGGGUGCUAUUCUUAUGAGCCAGAAUCCUGCUCUUGGGGUUAUGAAUCAAGUUUUGGGGAUGGGGUUGGCUCCAUCAUUUGCUGGUGGAGUUCCACAUACCUUGAAUGGGGUUGGAGCUGCUCCUACUAUAGGAAUCAAUGGUGGGUUUGGUGUGGCACAGCCUAAUUUUAAUGGUAUGAACUCAAAUAUGGUUAGUGGUUACGGCUCCCAAGCUGCUUUACAAGGAUUUGGCGCUUAUCAGAAUGCUCAGUUGGCUCAACCUUCUGCGUUUGCAGCUCCCAUAGCAAAGUCUCAACCUGGUGCUGGUUCAGUUGGAGCCACAACCUCGUACAUACGACGCUAGACAUUGUUGUAUAUAAGUCUGAAGUAUUGCAAAUCUUACUUUCCUUCACAUAAGUAACAAAGUAUCUUUCUUUUGUUCCAAGACAUUCUGAGACUCGAGUUCAGUGGCAUGUGUUAUAGAGUGUACUAAUGUAAGAGUCUUACAACUAAUCUACCACCUAGUAAUAGCACUAUUACAUUUGAAACAGUACAGUAUUGAAUUCAGUAUGUUGAGAUCAUAUGAGGAUUUUAGGUGUUUAAUAGUGCCAUUUUGACUGUUGAUGAGUUGUUAAUCUUUAAAGCAGCAUUAUUUAACUUUGUUUUUGGAUUAUUUCUUUGCUUUUGACAGUUUUGAUUGGAAUGGAAUGGAAAAGAAUCCAUUGUUUGGCUGAAUUUUAAAGUUUUGUAAUAAUAUUCCUUCAAAAAAAUGAUGAAAAAUGAAGUUAUCAAAA
Messenger RNA from Cannabis sativa, 1968 nucleotides. RefSeq names its product UBP1-associated protein 2A-like. The record is from RefSeq and is a predicted model, not a curated record. Gene Ontology annotation, molecular function: RNA binding. The transcript is spliced from 2 exons. NCBI's taxonomy places the organism in Eukaryota, Viridiplantae, Streptophyta, Magnoliopsida, Rosales, Cannabaceae. The coding region runs from base 186 to 1538 and encodes 450 amino acids.